AUGCCCAACAUCACUGUGGAGGCAGACUUCUUCCUCACCCAAUUCUCUAACAGCAAGCAGCUCCAGGUCUUCCAUGGGAAUUGUCUCGUCAUCGUCCUUGUCACUGUGGACUGGUGUCUUCACACCCCCAUGUACUUCUUCCUGAAGUAUUAUUCUAAUGCACUUUGUAAAGGAUACGAGUUAAAUGCAGUGGAAGCCAUGGUCAAUCUUACAGUAGAGACAGACUUCAUCCUCACCCAAUUCUCUGACAGCAAGCGGCUCCAGGUCUUCCAUGGCUUUCUGUUUCUGCUGAUUUACAUGGUGACUAUCAUGGGGAAUCUUCUCAUCUUUACCCUUGUCACUCUGGACCGGUGUCUUCAUACCCCUAUGUACUUCUUCCUGAAGAACUUGUCCUUCCUGGAUGUGGGCCUCAUUUCAGCCACUGUCCCAAACUUUAUUUGGAACUCUUUGACCCAUAGGAGCAUAAUCUCUUUCUCAGGAUGUGUGAGUCAGGUCUUGUUGGUUGUGCAUUUUGUUGGGUGUGAGAUUUUCAUCCUGACAGCCAUGUCUUAUGACCGCUAUGUGGCCAUCUGCCACCCACUACACUAUGAGGUCAUUAUGAACAAUAGAAUCUGUGUACAGAUGGUAGCAGUUUCUUGGUUCUUUGGCAGCAUCUUUGGGGUUUUAUACUCGGCUGGGGCUUUCUCUCUAGCAUUCUGUGGUUCCAGAAAACUCCCACAGAUUUUCUGUGAUGUCCCCUCUCUAUUGAAGAUUUCUUGCUCUAGGACACAUAUCACCACUGAUGUUAGUGUGACCAUUGGAAUCAUAUAUGGAUUACUCUGCCUAGUAUGCAUUGGGUAUUCAUAUAUUUAUAUCUUUAAUACAGUUCUGAGAAUGCCAUCAUUACAAGGACGGUCAAAAGCCUUCUCCACCUGUGUGCCCCAUCUCAUAGUUGUCACCACAUUUAUAGUUACAGCUGUUUUUGCCCAUUUGAAGCCAGUCCCUGACACUCCACACCUUGUGGACUUCUUGGCAUCUGUUUUCUAUUCUGUGAUGCCUCCAUCUUUGAACCCUAUAAUAUACAGUCUGAGGAACAAGGAAAUCAAAGCUGCUUUUGGGAAGCUCCUGUGGAGACUACAUCACUGUGUUAUGGGAAAACAAUAG
Molecule: messenger RNA, 1143 nt
Organism: Perognathus longimembris pacificus (Pacific pocket mouse)
Lineage: Eukaryota; Metazoa; Chordata; Mammalia; Rodentia; Heteromyidae
Product: olfactory receptor 14A2-like
Exons: 3
Coding region: 1-1143 (380 amino acids)
Biological process (GO): G protein-coupled receptor signaling pathway
Cellular component (GO): membrane
Molecular function (GO): G protein-coupled receptor activity; olfactory receptor activity
Source: RefSeq, a predicted model, not a curated record